CAACCAUUUCUUUAAAAAUCUUUACAUUUCUUUAUUUCGAUCUUUAAAGACGUUCAUAAUCGAAAUCGAUAGCGAUCGUCAUCGUUUCUUGAAGAUUGCUAAAUAAAUUUGAAGUGUAAUCGUGAACAUUAUAUAAAGAUAUAUAUCAAACUAUCGAUAUCGGUCUUUGUCGAUGUGUAGAUACCGACGGAUAACGAUUUCUAUUGAUACUUCGAUACUGUCGUCUGUCAUUGGCAAUUUACGAUCAUCAAGUUUGUUGUUGUUUGCAUUAAAAAAAUGAAAAAAAAAAAUCAAGUUGGAGGUUCACCAGCUCACGGGAGGUUACUUUUUUUUGUAUAGUCUUGCUUAUGCUAGUAUCGAACCCGGGUUAUUUGAAGCUUAUAAGCUGCGACGUCCUUGUUGGUGGUACUGGUUCCUCUGGUCUACGGCUGCGGUUGAGAAGUUUGCUGGUAAAAGGUAAACAUAUUCUACAUAUUGACGGUACUCAACAUAUUAAAGCGAAAUUUACAACAUAUCCCCCAACUUGUUUUCAGGUCUUUGUGUUUCCUCUUCUGUACAAGAUGCCGCGAAUCCUACCACGAGUUCUGAAGAAAGGAGCUAGGGCAAGACCGAGAGCACGUCGCCGGAAAAUCCAAGAACCACAGUUAUCUACAGCCGAUUCGUCGAAGCAGCCUACCUAUCCAGACAAUUUUCAGAUAAAUAAUCAUGACUCCGAUUCGUCCACAACUAGCUCCACUUCCGACGAUGAUUUUAUGGAAGUAGAGUAUUUGGACGAAGUUCUCGAGGAGAUAGCAUGCGACAUUCCCGAAAAGCUGACCGAAAAUGGAGAUACGAACAACGAAUAUGCCGAAAAAAAAUCAGAAUCAGCCAAUGCGCGAUUGAAAUCCGACCUAGCUGGCUGGGUUUCCAAAUACAGUGUCCCUUUAGCUGGAGUAUCUGAUUUGUUGAAGAUUCUAAAGCAGCAUACAGGAUUGGAUUUGCCAAGUGAUGCCCGCAGUCUACUUAAAACGCCAAGAGAAAUCAAUAUUCGACAAAUGUGUAAUGGAGAAUAUGUCCAUAUCGGAAUAGUAGAUUUUUUGAACAAGUUCGAUUUGAGCGAGUGUAUUAUUGAGGGUCAUCCAAUUAAUCUGUCAUUCUCGGUAGACGGCACGCCAGUUUCAAAAAGUGGAGCAAAUGAUUUAUGGAUAAUAUCAGGAGCUAUUCAUAUCGAAGGUUUCUUGCGGCAUAUAUUCAUCGUUGGAAUUUUCAAUGGGCCAUCUAAACCAACAUCUUUCAAUACAUUUCUUAGUGAGUUUGUGAAUGAAUUGCACGCAUUGCUCACCAAUGGUUUCUCCAAAGAUGGUACCGUCUACCCCCGUUGCAGAUGA
Aedes albopictus (Asian tiger mosquito) is the source of this 1367-nucleotide messenger RNA. RefSeq lists its product as uncharacterized. NCBI's taxonomy places the organism in Eukaryota, Metazoa, Arthropoda, Insecta, Diptera, Culicidae. The coding region runs from base 348 to 1367 and encodes 339 amino acids. The record is from RefSeq and is a predicted model, not a curated record. The transcript has 3 exons.